UUUUUACGUUUAGAACUGUUACAAAUGUCAAAUCCUACUACACCACCUACAGACAAACUUGACUGGCAAAACAUCGGUUUUCAAUACCGUGAUAUCAAUGGAUAUGCCAAAUAUACCUGGACUCCCGAGAAUGGUUGGGAUGAAGGAUCGCUAGAAACGAAUCCUUACCUCAACGUUCACAUGUGCUCGACUGGUUUGAAUUAUGGUCAAGAGUGUUUUGAAGGGUUGAAAGCUUUUCGUACAAAGGACGGACGCAUCCGCGUGUUUCGACCUCACGAAAAUGGCAAGCGUAUGAACCUGACAGCCGCCUUCGGCUCCAUGCCUGGAAUUCCGGAAGAAAUCUUUUUAGAGGCUAUCAAGAAGACUGUUCAAGCUAAUUUGGAGUAUGUUCCACCAUAUGGCUCUGGUGGUUCGUUGUACUUAAGACCUUUGUUGUUUGGAAGCGGCCCUAUGAUUGGGUUGUCGCCAGCUCCUGAGUUUACUUUCAUCGUUUUCGGUGUCCCAGUCGGAAACUAUUACAAGGAUGGUGUUAAGCCUGUCGACGCUUGCAUUAUUGAAGACUUUGACCGCUCUGCUCCUCUGGGCACAGGCUCUUUCAAGCUCGGAGGAAAUUACGCUCCAGUAUUUCUUCCUACCGAAAAGGCAAAAAAGCAAGGAUUCCCAAUCACCCUGCAUCUCGACUCCAAAACACAUACAUACGUGGACGAGUUUUCCACGUCUAACUUUGUGGCUCUUAGCAACAAGGAUGGGGUCACUACAUUGGUGACACCUAACGGCCGGACAAUUUUACGAUCUGUGACACGAAUUUCCUUGGUAGAGAUAGCACGCGACCUUGGUUGGACGGUCGAAGAGCGUGAUGUUCCUUUCAGUGAGAUUGAGGAAGGCAAGUUUGAUGAAAUCGCAGCUUGUGGAACGGCAGCUGUAAUCACUCCCGUAAAGAGAAUUUCUCGAGGAGAGAAAUCCUACAACAUUGGAUCUGGAGAACAGACUGAAAUUGGCGCUGGCUUUGAAGCUCUUUAUAAACAGUACAAAGCUAUUCAAAAUGGCGAUAUAGCAGACACCAAGGGCUGGAUGUGGCCGGCAGAAGGAUUUUAAUAUAUGAGCCUUGUUUCUUGUGAAAUUAAACCAACGCUCAAGCUUUGUUUCACGGGCCAAGAGUGCAUCGUGAGGCUGGACAGAAGUGGCAAUAAGGCUGGCAUUUUUCCUAUGCUCUGGGAAGGGGCGAUUGGUUGCUCCCCGCUGUGCCUGAACUGAUAUAAAAAUAAAAUUUUAAAGCUGCAUUCAAGCUCCUCUAAAUUGAUAUCUG
Molecule: messenger RNA, 1306 nt
Organism: Umbelopsis ramanniana AG
Lineage: Eukaryota; Fungi; Mucoromycota; Umbelopsidomycetes; Umbelopsidales; Umbelopsidaceae
Exons: 3
Coding region: 25-1095 (356 amino acids)
Biological process (GO): branched-chain amino acid metabolic process
Molecular function (GO): branched-chain-amino-acid:2-oxoglutarate transaminase activity
Source: RefSeq, a predicted model, not a curated record